Molecule: messenger RNA, 1500 nt
Organism: Sipha flava (yellow sugarcane aphid)
Lineage: Eukaryota; Metazoa; Arthropoda; Insecta; Hemiptera; Aphididae
Product: tigger transposable element-derived protein 4-like
Exons: 4
Coding region: 1-1500 (499 amino acids)
Cellular component (GO): nucleus
Molecular function (GO): DNA binding
Source: RefSeq, a predicted model, not a curated record
AUGUCAAAACGGAAAUGUUUAUCUAUUGCUGAUAAAUUUGAAAUUUUAAAUGAAGUUGAUAAAGGUAUUAAGAAAAAAGAUAUUGCUGAAAGAUAUGGUAUACCGACAAGUUCUCUUUCAACUAUAUUAAAAAACCGUGAAAACAUAAUUAGGCAAGUAGAAUCUAAUAAUCUCUUAAAAAAUAGAAAGCGAAUAAAAGUGUGUGUUUAUGAAAAAGUUGAUAAAGCUGUUCUCAAAUGGAUUGCUUCAAUUCAUUUUGCUCAAAAACUUGGUUUUGAUGACUUUCGUGCUAGUUCUGGAUGGUUGGAUAAAUUUAAAUCAAGGCAUAAUAUUAUGUUUAAAGUUAUCUGUGGCAAGAGCGUUGAUAUUUCAGAAGAAGACAAUGAGACAGGUUUAUUCUUCAAAUGUUUACCAAACCAAACAUUAGAUUUUAAACAUGAAAAAUGUUUUAGUGGUAAACGUAGUAAAGAGAGAAUUACUUUAUUGGUGUGUUCUAAUAUGACUGGAACAGAAAAACAAAAACUUCUUAUUAUUGGAGAAAACAAAAAUCCAAGAUGUUUUAAAGGAAUAAAAUCACUUGAAACAAAUUAUGAUUUUAAUAAAAAGGCAUGGAUGACAUCUAACAUUUUUGAAAAGUGGUUACUCGAUAUUGAUAGGAAAAUGAGUCUAGAUAAACGAAAAAUAAUUUUAUUUGUGAGAAAUUGUACUGCUCAUCCUCGUACAUUAUGUUUGAAGUUAAAAUCUAUUACACUUGCAUAUUUUCCAUCAAAUAUAAGUAAACUUCAACCAAUGAAUCAAGGAAUAAUUAAUAAUCUAAAAGUGUAUUAUCGAAAACGUAUUUUGAAUAAAGUUAUUUCAAAUAAUAAAAACAACAUAACAAUUACUCUACGAGAUUGUAUUUCUGAAGUUUCAAAAGCAUGGAGUAAUGAUGUGGCAUCCGAAAUAAUAAAAAAAUGUUUCUCUAGAGCUGGGUUUAAAAAAAUGUUUAUCAAAACCGAUGUAAAAGUUCCAGAUGUACAACAAGAAUGGGAUAUAGAUCAAUGUAAUGAUAUGACUUUACAAGAUUAUUUGAAAAUUGAUGAAGAUAUUACUGUUUAUGAAUCACCUAUUGAUGAUGAUAUUGUGGAAGAUGUUAAAAAGAAAGAAAAUUCUGGUGAAGAUAGAUACGAAGAUGAAAAUGAAAGUGCAGAAGAAUUGCCAAAACUAACAGAAGAAGAAAUAUUAAAUGCAUUCUCUGUAGUUAGGAAUGGUUUAAGAUUUACCAUGGCUCUUUAUAGAAUAUUGUUAAGAUAUGUGCCUAUGGUUACUUUUCCAGUAGCUUUUGUGGUUGGAAUUAUUGGUUACAAUUUGGAACAUUCUGUACGUAAUGUUGAAACACCAUCCAAACCAAGCAUUUUAGAAGAAAAACUUAAAAGAAAAAGAGAUGACCCUAAUAACGUAUAUGAGGAACCACCAGUUUUAGAGAGAAAUCUAUCACCUCCAUUAAUAAAACACCAAUAA